Mytilus trossulus (common blue mussel) is the source of this 1385-nucleotide messenger RNA. Its product is annotated as TNF receptor-associated factor 5-like. Gene Ontology annotation, molecular function: ubiquitin protein ligase activity; zinc ion binding. The record is from RefSeq and is a predicted model, not a curated record. NCBI's taxonomy places the organism in Eukaryota, Metazoa, Mollusca, Bivalvia, Mytilida, Mytilidae. The coding region runs from base 107 to 769 and encodes 220 amino acids. The transcript has 4 exons.
AUUAAGACGGUCAUUCACACUCAUAAGUCGAAAACAAACUGACAAUGCCAAAGCAAAAAAAAAACAAACCCCAAAAAAUCGAAAGCCUGCAACACUUCUGACAGCAAUGGCACAGGUGCAUUGCUUUUACGUUGAAUGUCCCAAAGGUUGUGGUAAAAAAAUAUAUGAUUUGGAUGAUUAUCACAUGAUAGUAUGUCCAAAAGAAGUCAUACAAUGCAUCUACUGCAGUGAAAGAUUUGAACGAUCAAAUUUUCAUCUUCAUUUAAAAUAUUGUUCCGCUAUGCCAAGACCAAAACUCCACAAAGGAACCUGUCCUGAGUGUCUACCAAAUCUUACAUGUACCAAAGAAAUGGAAUGUGGGGGGAAAUAUCCAAUGGACGGAAAGCCAAUACCGUGCCCUAAUAAGUGGGAGUUAAGCAUACUGCCAUGGCAACUUGACGAACAUAUGGAGAUGUGUCCAAAGCAAGAACUACCGUGUAUUUAUAGCGAAUUUGGUUGUUCAGAAAUUCUGGAAAGAUCUAAAAUGACAAAUCAUUUACAUGCAUGUUUGACGAAUUCAAUGCCAAGGAAAUAUCGGAACAGUGAAGGUCAAUGGACAAGUAAAAGCUGUCCAAUGUCCAACUCUCACUGUGAAACGUGUAUCAACCUCAACUGCAAUUACAAAGAUAGCUGUGAACUUGUUUACUGUAACAAUGAUUGUGGUGCAAAAUUACAUAAAUGCAAACUUGAUGAUCACAAGGAAGUAUGCAGUAAAGAAAUUUUACCAUGAUUCACCGGCAUCUGCAUUAAAAUAAAGAAUUUAACGAUAAAAAAUGUACCAUCCUUUAUGAUUAUUAUCAAAGCAUUUGUCUUGAGUAUCAAUUAAGCUAUAUAUGUUCAAAAUGUUCAAUUAAUAUUAAAAUAUUUUAUAUAUUUCUAACAAAAAAAAAUAAAAAUGUAGUGUUGGUUAAAAUGGUACACAUAUUUUUAAGUAAAAAUAUAAAAACAAAUAAGGUAAAAACAAAAUGAGAAAAUCAAUCGAAUAGGUCAGUUUCCAGCGCAAUCAGAAAAUAAUUUUGUACAAAUUAUGAAUUUUCGUGACAAAAAAGUAUAUGUUUAUAUCAUAAGUUUUAUAAUAAAAACUAGCUGUUUAGUUAUAAAAAACAAAUGCAUAUUUUUUUUUAAUUUAAAGUUUCAUAUUACUUUAACAUUGAUUAAAUGGUGUUCGCUAAUAUCUACAUUUUCUACGUUGUAUGUCAAUUAUAAUCUAUUUAAGUAUUACAACUUGGAAAAAAGACAUUUGUUUGACUACAUUUUAAGGUUAUUAUAUUGACACAAAUAUUCAGAGUGUAUGCUUUUUGUGGUAGUUACUACCAUUAAAAUAUAUUAAAAAGUACAUAGCAAGA